Candida dubliniensis CD36 is the source of this 714-nucleotide messenger RNA. RefSeq lists its product as uncharacterized. Gene Ontology annotation, biological process: regulation of protein localization; endosome organization. Lineage: Eukaryota; Fungi; Ascomycota; Pichiomycetes; Serinales; Debaryomycetaceae. The transcript has a single exon. Gene Ontology annotation, cellular component: BLOC-1 complex; endosome. The coding region runs from base 1 to 714 and encodes 237 amino acids. The record is from RefSeq and is a predicted model, not a curated record.
AUGCAAGAUCUAGAUACAAGGGAAGAGGGGUCUCAUACAUUACCGGAAGAUAAUACUGAUGAAAUAUAUGAUGCUGAUGAGGAAGCAAAUAUUGAAAAUGACAAUGAAUAUGAAAAUCACCCAAACGAAAUGACAGUCAAUUCUAAUAACUCAACGGAUCUGACACUUUCCGAUACUGAAGAUGACUAUAUGUUAAGUGAUGAUGAAGAGUUGAAUAGAAUUCUAAGUCGUGAGACGAGUAAUCAUGGUUUACCGAGUUCUGGUAGUAUGGUAGAUCAUGCCAAAUUUUUUGCCGAAGCAUUAUCUCAUGCAUUAGAUUCAGUUGAUAUUGAUCGAUCUUUAGUUCUUCAAGCUCAAAUCAGUGGGAAAUUGAAUAAUGAAAAUCAAAAAAUAAUUGAAAAAAAAGAAUUAUUAAUAGAAAAAUUAAAGAAUAUUCAAUUAAUGUAUGGGAAGAAUUUCGGAUUAUUACAAGAUUGCAAAGAAAGUAGAGUUGAAAAAAUGAAAAAAGAUAUAUCAUUUAUUGAAAAUAGAAUUACUAAAUUAAUGUAUGGAUCGGAAACUAAAUCAUCUAUUCCCUUUUUCAAAAAUAAAUCUAAUAUGGGGGUCGAACAAAGAUUUCCAAUUGAGUUUAAUCAAGCUAAAGAUAAAGUAUUAGAAAGACAAAUCGAUGAUGAUGAUGAUGACAACAAUGAUGCAACGGAUUUAAUAUUUUGA